Messenger RNA from Populus trichocarpa (black cottonwood), 510 nucleotides. RefSeq lists its product as uncharacterized. NCBI's taxonomy places the organism in Eukaryota, Viridiplantae, Streptophyta, Magnoliopsida, Malpighiales, Salicaceae. The transcript has 2 exons. The coding region runs from base 1 to 510 and encodes 169 amino acids. The record is from RefSeq and is a predicted model, not a curated record.
AUGCAAGAAGUGGAAAAACUAUUGGAAACAACUUUGUCUUUUGAGAAACUCAUCGACUGUUCUCAAGAUUAUUACUCUCCUGACACUUUCUUGACAAAUUCCAGUAAAGUGCUGCAAGAAAAGACAAAUAAAGACACGUCUAAGGAAUCUUGCUUGACAGAUUCUGCUAAGAAACAGCAAGCAAAGAUGGACAAAGAGCCACUGACACCAAAGACAGAUCAGCAGGACACCCUGGAGGAUGCAUGGACAUUAAUUAUGGAGAAGCAAGGGAAAGCACCAGCAAGGCAGUUAAAGAAGAGUGGCACAUGGGACACCCCUCCAAAGGUGUUGCAGAAAGCCAACGGGAUGAUCACUGCUGCUGGUGAUGGUGGUGGGGGGGAGAAGUUAAUAAGUCAGGACGAGUUGAAUCGACGAGCAGAAGAGUUUAUCAGAAAGUUUAAUUCUGAAAUGAGGCUCCAAAGGCAAGAAUCUGAACAGCAGUUCCGGGCAAUGGUUCGUGGUGGGGUUUAG